Molecule: messenger RNA, 4070 nt
Organism: Stegastes partitus (bicolor damselfish)
Lineage: Eukaryota; Metazoa; Chordata; Actinopteri; Pomacentridae
Gene: gmip
Product: GEM interacting protein
Exons: 21
Coding region: 205-3336 (1043 amino acids)
Biological process (GO): signal transduction; negative regulation of GTPase activity; activation of GTPase activity
Cellular component (GO): plasma membrane
Molecular function (GO): GTPase activator activity
Source: RefSeq, a predicted model, not a curated record
AGAUCACUUUGACAGCGUAACUGGCAGCAAAUCGAGAGCUGCAUGCUAAAAACUUCCUAUAAGUGUCACUGUGUGUACGCUGCAGUGCAGAUUUCCUGCCACCUCAACUAUAUGGUUUUUAUUGUGUAUUGUCGUGUGACUUUAGGGGCAGAUGAUGUCUGAGUGCUACUGGUAGGGCCUGGCUGCUGUGGUGAUAGUGUAGAAAUGGAAGAAAAUCUAGUGUCAAACAAGGAUUCUUCUCAAGUCACAGAUGUGAAGAAGGUGCAUCAUAAAUCUGAGACCAAGCGCUACAGUGAGAUCUUCAGAGAGUUUGAUAAUCUUGAUUUAUCUUUAAUCUCUUCUGCAGGGGAGGAUCUGCUGGCAGACAUUGACUCCCAGUCCAUCUCAGAGUCCAUCUCUGCAGAUAGUGCGGAGCUCACAGAGCAACAAGAUGUGUCUAGUGAAGAUGCAAUUUGUCCACAGAUACGUGCUGAAGGCAAUGAAGCAGAUGGAAACCAAUCAGCCCAGGAAGCAGACCUGGCCCUCUGUCGCUGCGAGGAUGGAGUGGAGACAGCGCUGCAGUACGCCAAGAUGUGGUGCCGCUAUGCCAAAGACCUUCUUGCCUGGAUGGAGAAGAGAAUCAGCUUGGAACAAGAAUUUUCAAAAAAUAUCAUAAAGACAGCAGAAGGGGCAAAGGCAAAUGUGGCACAACAGGAAAUGAUGCCACUGCAGUACAUCUACACCAUGGCUCUAGAGCAAGACAUCAAGAACAGCGUGACCUCUCGAAGGACUUCUGAAUUGCUACAAAACCGCUGUUACCAGGCCUUGGCUGCCAAGAAAAAUGAGAUCGAUAAGUGGCGCAGAGAGUUUAAAGAACAGUGGGCAAGAGAACAAAGGAGGAUGAAUGAAGCCGUGACUGCUUUAAAAAAGGCCAGGCAACAGUACUUCCAGCGGUGUGAUGAGCUUGAAAAGGCAAAAGCUGUCACUGCUAAAGCUGUGGAGGACACAGCUGGGAUGAAAACACUUGAUAAGAGGAGGAAGUCUAAGGAUGAAGCCCAGACUAAGGUGUCGGAGGCAGAGCUUCUGUACAAACAGUGUGUGAGUGAUGCCAGGCUCCACCAAGACGAGUUAGUGAAGGUCAAAGAAAGAAUUAUUUCUCACAUUCGCAAGCUCAUCUGUCAGGGAGACACUGUACUCAAGGAGGCCACAGUCAACAUGUUCUACUACCAACGGCAGCAGACAGAACCUGUUCCCCUUGGCUAUCACAACCUGGAGCUGACAUGCAGAUCUCUGGAGCCUGGCGAGCCCUACCUGCUUUACAUCUUGAGCAAGCGCCGCCCCGAACAGCCUCUCCAAGUCUUCAACUUUCAGGAGUAUGCUCCUCAGGGCAAAGGCCACAAACGAAAAACCAGCGGCGCCCUCAGCACUCUGCAGGACUCUUCACUUAUAACAGAUGACGUUUGUUACAGACGACCCGGAGAUGGAAGGAAAACGGGGCACAGUGACAGUGAGAGUAUUGGAGGAAGUCAAGAAUCUCUGUCCAGUCCUGCAAACAAUAUUUGGAGGUCACCCAAAUCCACAUCCACUGUGGCAGUAUCAUCAGACGACCCCGACGACCGGGAUGUGGUGUCAGAGUCAGAGUACCUUGAUGGCCAGCCAGUCAAAGUGCGCACAUUUUCUCGGGCUGCACUAACACACCGACUCAGGAAAAUGAAGAGCAAGAUGGUCAAAUGCAAACAAUGUGACAACUACAUUGUUGUCAGUGGGGUUGAAUGUGAGGAGUGUGGGCUGGCUUUGCACAGGAAGUGCAUGGAGGUGUGUCAGCUAGAAUGUGAGCACAGGAAAGGGACGGUGUUCGGAGUGGAUCUCUCUCUGCUGCAACGUGACAGGCCAGACGAGGUCCCCUUUGUGGUGCUGCGCUGCACGUCUGAGAUUGAGAGUCGCGCUCUCUCUAUCCAGGGGGUGUAUCGUGUGAGUGGGUCCAAGCCUCGCAUUCUGAAGCUCUGUCAGGCCUUUGAGAUGCAAAAGGAGCAGGUGGACCUCUCUGACCCCUCACCCCAUGACAUUACCUCUAUCCUUAAGCACUUCUUUAAAGAGCUCCCAGAGCCCUUAUUAACCUUUGACCUGUACAACGAUUUCAUCGCGGUGGGAAAAACCAUUCAGCACCUGAGUGAAAGGGAGGCACCACCAGACACUAACGAGAUAAUGGACGUCAUUCACAAGCUGCAAAAGCUACUACAGAAGCUUCCCACAUAUUGCUACAGCACUUUGCAACACCUUAUGUGUCACCUGCAAAAGGUUUCAGAGAACUUUGAAAACAAGAUGUCACCGAGCAACUUGGGUAUUGUAUUUGGGCCAACAUUGUUGCGCCCCCUGGUAUCUACAGACAUGCCAAUGAUUGCCCUGUUGGAAACCAGCUACCAGGCUGUACUUGUUGAGUUCCUCAUCAAGCACCACGACAAGGUUUUUGGCCUGCAGAGACCCAGUACACCCCCUCCUCCAGCCCCCACUGCACCUCUUCCAGACACCCCACCCAGAGCUUCCUGUUCCGUAGAAGGGGCCGUUUAUGCCGACUUGGAACAUGAAGCUUCCUCCAGAGAGCGUCCACACUCACUAGAAAGUCGAACAAUCAAGAGAGACUCAAGCGAGGGUUAUAUAUCUGACAAGUCUUCAUCCAAUGAGGCAGUGGACCAGCUCAGCCCUGAAGCCAAUGAGAGAGCAGUCCUGGCUCUGAGAGGGACAUUGAGUGAUCCGCAUGGUGGGUCAGUGGUGGAGCCUACCCCAGAUUUUGGGAUCCAGCCACAACAUCGCUUCACCAGACAGCCUGUGAAGUAUUACCGGCAUCAUAACCCAGGAACCCGACUCUCUAACCCAUGUCGCACAGCCAGACAGCCUGCAUCUCCAGCGAUGGGCCAUCCAGGGAGUGCAGACAGCAGCCGCAGCUCGUCCCCAGAGCCAAGGAUGCAGAGACUUUCCCAAAAUUUAGAUGUCCACUUUGAGAACACUUGCCAGCUCAAGGAGCCCAUUGCCACAGAGACUAAAAUGGAUGCCCCACUAAGCCCUCGUGAGGUUGUGCAGUACAUGCUGGGACUGGACUUAGCGUUUACAUCACCUGUAGCUGCAGCAUCAUCAUGUACAACACAGGCGCCUACUCAGGAAGCAGCCGCAAGGUGUCAAACUGAUCAGAAUAUAAACCUGACCAGUAACAGACAGAAUGCUGGUCGAAGCCAUGCUCUGUGUCAGUCACCAAAGACAGUUCCUACUGAGCACCACCUGACCUCACCAGCCCAGAAGAUCCUGUCUGGUCUGAAGCUGAGACGCAGUCACUCAGGGAAGGAUGAGCAGCUCUUUGUCUGAGGAAAUAUAAAAAUCUCGAGACAUUUCACUAGAAUGCAUUGACACACUGGAGGACUGCAUAGUAUUAUUGUUAUUGUGUGUAACAACAGUUACUAGUAUCAACAUUCAUGUAGUUAUCAUAUAAAAAACCCAUAUUUUACGCACAGUUGUCAUCUCUGUUGCACAACAUUGAACUAUGUUCAUUUACCAAAAAGCGAAAUGUUUCAAACUACCAUUUAAAACAGAGUGAAAAGUUCAGGCCUGCUGCUUACUCGGGUACGGUAACCUUAUUACCACCUAAUCCUAUUUAAGAUUUGAUCUGUCGACCAUUUAGCUGCCUAAUACCCAGAUCAGACAGGAGAGGUUCAGCUAUUAAUCAGUUUUUAUUACUUCUAGUGUAUUUGAGUGUAGGAAGCACGGUUUUAAAAUGGGAGGUGACAAGAUGCAAAGUGGCACUUAAGUAUCAAUAUUUCGUCCAGAACAAACUACACUGGGAAUUUGUAAAAUACAAAUGUUUUCAAGUUUGUUUUUUAUUUUUAAGAUAUUAUUUUCUAUUUUUCAAAAAUAUUUUAGUCUGUUCAUAUUAACAUUUUUGUAAAGCACAGAGAUAUGUCUUCACUGGUGUCAUUGCUAAGUUUAUUUUUUUAGUUUAAUGCACCUUUCCUGUUUCACCACAAGGGGGCGAUGUUCUCUCAGUGUGAAGGAAAAACAUGCCAGACACAAUAGUAGAAGGAAAAUAAACCGUUUAUUCCUAA